UGCCUGUUCACCCCUUUAUCAUCCAGAAGGCGAGUGAUAAAGGACUGGCAAGUGUCUCUCAGAGAGGAAUGGAUGACACGGGAGAGUCGAUGAUGAUGACUCCCGAGGAAAAACUUACCCAGUAUGAUAGCAGGGCCCAAGCCUUUGCAGACACUCAACAGUUUGAUGCUUGUAUCCAGGACCUUGUCCGCUGUGUGGCUCUUACAAGACUGGUGUAUGGAGAUGGGCAACUGAAACUAGCCCAAGCCCAUGUCAGACUGGCUAAAGCAUACCUACAGUUUAAAGGCUGGGCAGUGCAGGCCCAGGAGCACUCAGCCAGAGCCAGUGAACUGCUCCCCUUCUGCACCCCCAACUCCACCAGCCGGGAGGACAGGGUCCACAUUCUCACCUGUCUCCUCAACAUAUACCUAACACAGGGAGGCGCCACUCUGCUGCUGGCAAAUCUCGAGGAAGCAGAGUCUAAUCAUCGAAAAGCAGAGAGGAUUGUGGUAGAUCUUCAUCAGCUAGGAGGCAUAAGCAAGGAGGAGAAAAUGGAGACUGAGUUUGAGAUAUCCACGUCUCUGUCCAGGGUGUACCAGCGGCAAGGCAGGUCAGAGGAGGCCCUGGGUCAGUGUGAGAGUAGUUUGCAGCUGCUGGAGGGCUGGGAAAGGCCAGGUCAGGCCUGCUCCGUCUAUAAGGACAUGGCUGCCAUCGAACAGGCCCAAGGCCGCCUCGACAGAGCUUUAGAGCACCUCUCUAAGGCUCAUGCCAUAGCUCUGAGUCAGAGCCCUGGGGGUCUGGAGGGGGCUCACAUCGCUCACAGCCUGGCCUUGGCUUACUCUACUGUAGCAGAGCCCCACCACAAUGACUCAGCAGCACACUACUAUGAGCAGAGUCUGAGUACAUACAGGACCUCCCUAGGCCCACAGGCUACUGUCACUCUCAACCUUCAGGAUGACUACUGUCGCUUCCUCCUCCUCACUGGGCAGCAAGAGAGGUGUGUAGAGAUCCAGAGGGAGUCCCUGGCCUUGAAGAGAGAGACAUUUGGUGACCUGAGUCCUGAGGUGGCUGACACUCUGCAGCUGAUUGGAGGGGUGCAGAUGACCCAGGGCCAGGUGAAGCAUGCCCAUAGGACCAUGAGCAAGUGUCUGGACAUUCAGAGUGUCCUGUAUGGCCCUCAGCAUAAGAAGACAAGAGCCACGCAGAAGACAGUGGACAUGCUGGCCCAGGCGCCCGAGGUUGCUGGGAGACAGAAGAGGGAGGGUAGCCUGAAAACAAGGCCUCCUUUCUGUGCAGUCCUACCUUCUUAUAGCAAGGCAGGAGGAAACGCCAACAUGUCGGACUCCUAACAUGCCAUCAGAGCUGAGCUGGAUGAAUGAGCCUUGGCCCUCUAAGAAAAUAAAGCCUCUCCCUUUGUCGCAAGGAGAAAUUCUAUGAAUUGGAAAUGGACCAAGUAAGACCCCUGGCAAUCCUUUCUGUUUUCAUUGUGCAUUCUCUGAGGAAUUAGUGUCAGGCUGUUGGCAGGACUACGCAGACAGAACUCCUCAGAAUGAAGGGAAGGUUCUACAGCUCAGAGAAGAGCUGCAGCGGAGGACUCUGUCCCUUCCUUGUCUCUCUGUGUGUACAACGAAGACGUUCAAUGUUAUGUUUAUGUUGUAUUAAUAAAGACUCAAACUCAGGAAACACA
Molecule: messenger RNA, 1666 nt
Organism: Salvelinus sp. IW2-2015
Lineage: Eukaryota; Metazoa; Chordata; Actinopteri; Salmoniformes; Salmonidae
Gene: ttc23
Product: tetratricopeptide repeat domain 23
Molecular function (GO): protein binding
Source: RefSeq, a predicted model, not a curated record